Messenger RNA from Leptosomus discolor (cuckoo roller), 1076 nucleotides. Lineage: Eukaryota; Metazoa; Chordata; Aves; Leptosomiformes; Leptosomidae. The record is from RefSeq and is a predicted model, not a curated record.
AUAUCUCGAAUGGAGUAUGUGCAUUCGAAGAACCUCAUCUACAGAGAUGUCAAACCAGAAAACUUCCUUAUUGGCCGGCAAGGCAAUAAGAAAGAGCACGUCAUUCACAUCAUAGACUUUGGAUUGGCGAAGGAGUACAUUGACCCGGAAACCAAAAAACACAUACCUUACAGGGAACACAAGAGCUUAACUGGAACGGCGAGAUACAUGUCCAUCAACACUCACCUUGGCAAAGAGCAAAGUCGUCGAGAUGACUUGGAAGCCCUCGGCCAUAUGUUUAUGUAUUUCCUCCGAGGCAGUCUGCCCUGGCAAGGAUUGAAGGCUGACACCUUAAAAGAGAGGUAUCAGAAGAUUGGGGACACAAAGAGAAACACUCCAGUUGAAGUUCUCUGUGAGAACUUUCCAGAGGAGAUGGCCACAUACCUCCGUUACGUUCGGCGAUUAGACUUCUUUGAGAGACCAGACUACGAUUAUUUACGAACCAUCUUCACAGAGCUGUUUGAAAAGAAAGGCUACACCUUUGAUUAUGCCUAUGACUGGGUCGGCAGACCUAUUCCUACUCCAGUGGGAUCUGUUCACGUAGAUUCUGGGACGUCCGCAGUAACAAGAGACAGUCACAUGCAUAGGGAUCGACCAUCGCAGCAGGCCCUUCGCAAUCAGGCAUCAUCAGAUCGCCGAGGGGAGUGGGAGAUCCAGCCAAGCCGGCAGACGAAUACCUCGUACUUGACAUCUCAUUUGGCUGCAGAUCGGCACGGAGGAUCAGUACAGGUGGUUAGCUCGACCAAUGGGGAGCUGAACGUGGAUGACCCGACGGGGGCACACUCCAACGCUCCAAUAACAGCGCAGGCGGAGGUGGAGGUGGUGGAAGAAGCUAACUGCCUGAAAAUGCUCAACUUGUGGUGCUGCUGCUUCUUUAAGAGGAAACGGAAGAAGACAGCUCAGCGUCACAAGUGACCGGUGCCUCCUGGGCCUUGCAGGAACCACCAUACCUGCAGCUCCUGCCCUGUCUCACUGGAAGGGGCUUCUCUUUAGGGGGGAGGAGGAGGAGGCAUAGGAGGAAGAAAGAAAAAAGAAAA